This is a messenger RNA of Ogataea philodendri, 234 nucleotides long. RefSeq lists its product as uncharacterized. The transcript has a single exon. NCBI's taxonomy places the organism in Eukaryota, Fungi, Ascomycota, Pichiomycetes, Pichiales, Pichiaceae. Bases 1 to 234 code for a protein of 77 amino acids. The record is from RefSeq and is a predicted model, not a curated record.
AUGUCCGAGGAGUCCAUGCUUUCCUCGUCCGCUGAUCUCGAGAAGAACAGUCGGUCAAUUAAGUACGGCAUCGUAAAACCUGUCACAAAUGUAGCCAGCCGUUCUCGAUCGACUUCUUCGCCGCCGUCGGGCGACUCUGCGUACGACAAAGGUUCGUCGGACGACAAGUACGAGAAAUCUGCCUCGUCGUGGUGGUCGUGGUCAUGCUGGGCCGUCUCGUCUGAAAAGUUAUAA